This is a messenger RNA of Aureococcus anophagefferens, 657 nucleotides long. RefSeq lists its product as hypothetical. Gene Ontology annotation, biological process: phosphatidylinositol 3-kinase/protein kinase B signal transduction; phosphatidylinositol-mediated signaling; cell migration. The record is from RefSeq and is a predicted model, not a curated record. NCBI's taxonomy places the organism in Eukaryota, Pelagophyceae, Pelagomonadales, Pelagomonadaceae. Gene Ontology annotation, cellular component: plasma membrane; phosphatidylinositol 3-kinase complex; cytoplasm. The annotation marks the transcript as partial. Gene Ontology annotation, molecular function: 1-phosphatidylinositol-4-phosphate 3-kinase activity; 1-phosphatidylinositol-3-kinase activity. The transcript has a single exon.
CCCUGCAUGCCGGGCAAGCGCGUGGGCCGCAUCUGCCCGGACAAGUGCCGCGUGCUCAGCUCCAAGGCCGCGCCCAUGCUCCUCAUCUUCGACGACGCGGAGUUCGGCGUCCGCGACGGGCCGGGCCAGCCGAAGCAGCUCGCCAUCUUCAAGACGCGCGACGACCUGCGCCAGGACGCGGCCAUGCUCCAGUCCAUGCGCCAGAUGGACGCGCUGUGGCUCAACGCGGGCCACGAGUGCUGGCUCCGCACCUACACCGUCGCCGCGACGGACGUCGACGUCGGCUGGAUCGAGGUCGUCCGCGGCGCCAAGGAGACCGCGGAGAUCCAGUCCGUCUGGGGCUCGGGCGCCAUGGGCGCCUUCCAGAACAACACGCUCAACUCCUACCUCGUGGAGCACAACGACGACCCGAAGAUGUACCAGGGCGCGCAGGAGCGGUUCUGCGCGUCGUGCGCCGCGUGCUGCGUCUCGACGUACGUUUUGGGCAUCGCGGACCGGCACAACGGCAACAUCAUGCUGAGCACGGACGGGCGGCUCUUCCACAUCGACUUUGGGCACGUCCUGGGCCACUUCAAGAAGAUCAAGGGCACGGGCAUCAAGCGCGAGAAGACGAAGUUGGUAUUGACGCCGGAGAUGAUGUUCGUCAUCAACGAGGGC